AUGAACGAUGAGUCGAAGUGGGUGCUGGGACAGUAUAAUCUAGCCGACCCCGAAUACAUCGGUGACCUUCCUGACAACAAGAUAUGUCUUGUGGAUGUGAACCAAAUCUCACAACUACCUGCAGACCUAGACACAAAUCGUAUAGUAGGUAUUGUGGACCAUCACGCACUGCAGUCCAGCACCGUGGUAGUUGAUGAACCCAUCCGAAUAGAUAUUCGGCCGGUGGGAAGUGCUUACACCAUUGUUGCGAGCUACUACGGUUCGGCGAACAAACCAAUGAGCGAAGACGUAGCAGGUAUAUUGAUGAGCGCAAUUAUCUGGGAUACACUGAAUUUGAAUUCUCCUACUACAACGGAGCUCGACAAAAUGAUACUUUCAUGCCUCGCAAGGCAAUCGAACACGAAAGACGUUAAUACAUACGCCGACGCAAUGUUUAAAGCCAAAGCGAAUGGAUUCAACAAUUUCGAUGACGACGAGGUAGUACGGGCAGACACCAAAGUCUCUGACCUGUGUGGUCAUACGCUUGUUUGGGCCACCGUAGAAACAACUGACCCCUCCUCAAUGAUGGCUCGCAAGCAAGCCCUCUCAGAUUCUAUGAAAAAGUUGAAAACAGAGAAAGACGCAAAGUACGCUUUUCUGUCGAUUGUUGGUAUUGUAAACUUGAAUACUAAUUUAAUACUUAUUUCUGAGGAUGAGAUGGAAGUGGCUAUCGAAGCAUUCAAAUCCCAAGUGAGCACUGAUAAGGAGCUAGUAUUGAAUAUCGGCAAUCUAGUGUCACGUAAGAAAGAUUUUAUACCGACAGUUCAGGCAGCCAUCUGCGGGGACGAUGAGUAGAUGCUCCACCUUUCAUCAAAUAUAUUGUCAAACUGUGUAUAUUACAGGCAAGAAACUAAUUUAUGAUACUCGCACCGUCGGAACUAA
Sphaeroforma arctica JP610 is the source of this 921-nucleotide messenger RNA. RefSeq lists its product as hypothetical. NCBI's taxonomy places the organism in Eukaryota, Ichthyosporea, Ichthyophonida. The coding region runs from base 1 to 834 and encodes 277 amino acids. Gene Ontology annotation, cellular component: cytoplasm. The transcript has a single exon. Gene Ontology annotation, molecular function: pyrophosphatase activity. The record is from RefSeq and is a predicted model, not a curated record.